UCGAAAAUAAGGUCAAGGGUCAAAAAGCACAACUAAACAAGAGGAGCGCGGUGAACUGAACUGCCCAAUAUUGUAAGAAAUAAAGCGUUCAUUUAUUCCCUAGAGAUCUGUGAUAUCUUCACCAAGGUAUACCAAUGAUGACCUCAUCAAUACCAGGCGUAAAUUUAAGCACUUUAGCCUCAAGCAGCGCUCCAAGUUUGCAGGAGUUUGUUCUUCAAGGUAGUGUUGUUGACUCUGCUUGCGAGGCGAUGCGCCAUCGUUUGCGAGCCCUGUGUGAUAACGUGGAUCGUGCACCGGAGACAUUCCAUGACCAUGAACUGGUGUAUUUAUUGCGGACAAGUGGUCCAGGAAAUCCUGUAGUACUACGAGCGAGACAUGCUCUAGACCAGCCCAAUAUGCCGUGGCAGUUGCGUUACAUUGGUCAACCGGAUAUAAGCGAUAAGAGUAGACUUGUAACAGUCCGUAGUUAUCUCGACUGUUCGACAUCAGAACAUCUUCCUCAUUUUCUGACAGAUAUCGGUUUCAGGUUAGAUCACGAAUUUGUUGCCAAAGGUCACAUGUUCAGGAAAGGAAAAAUGAAGGUCACUGUCUCCAAAAUCUUUAAGAUCUUGACACCAGGCAACCUUGACGCUUUGGAACCCCUCUCUGUAUCACAUCUUGUGGAACUCAGUAUUAUUGCUCCUUCUGGAACGGAUGGAAUUGGAGAAGACAUGAGAGCAUUUUCAGAGCAGCUUCGACCACUGGUCAGCAUGGAAAAACUAUGAUUUCCACUGUAGGCUUGACCUUUCUUAAGAGGUAGGUCACAGGUCAGAAUCAAGGGUCGUAGAGUUUGCUGAUGGCAGGCAAGGUCCUACAGUGUUGGUGGCUGAUUGGAUCAAGCCUUCGAAAGUCUGUUGUCCAGAUGUCAACAAAAUGAUGACAGGACUGACCCUGGCUGGGUCCAUGAGUUGCACUCGGCAAAGAAGCAGGAAGUGCUACGGACGUUUUUGCAUCAGGAAGAUGGACUUGUGCAUUUCCAUUCAUCAGGUUACCUGCCACCAUAUCAAUUUUAACCAAUGAAACCAACUUGGCAAGCUUGGCAGUUUGUUGGCCAAGACUGCUGCGCUGUGGAGAAAGGUCCUCCUAAGCUAGCAUCUGAUCUUUUUCUCACAAACUCUCAGCUAUCAUCUAAAAUACAAAAUCCUUUAAUAUUUACUCUUUACAGAGAGUUUUGAUUAGUGAGUCCUAACUUCUUUUUGCUCAGUUGGUGCAUGUAGCUCUUUUCCUGAAGUGUGAACAAUCGACACCUUGAAGCAUGGGCAUCACUAGGGGGGGGGGCAAAGCACUCAUCAGCAGCAAUUGGCAAAUCAUUAACAGUGGAAAGGGGUUAAAUCUGAGGUACUUUCAAGCAAAUUGGUGAUUUUUAAUCCAUCUUUACUCCUUUUGUCUUGCCUUUUCUGUCUUUUUCCCCUUUUUAUUUGUCAUUUUUUGGGGAGGGGAUGUGGUAUGAGCCCCCCUUGCCAGUGUCUUAAAGCAUUGAAAUGAAAUAAUAGACAAGCAUUGUUGGACUGUGGAAGUAAAAUUACCUGGUUUGGGCGUAACUCUUCCCUCAUCCCCAACCAAACUCCGCCCCUAAUCCCACCCAGGUACUACCCAUUAAGAAGCAAUAUGAUGAUGCUACAUGUAAUUCACAGUUAGAUUGUAGGGGCUAUGAGGAUGGAUGACAGAGUAACUUGUGGAUUCAUUGUUUUGCUCUUAUUAGAAUAAAUUUAUUUGCAGUAAUAUGAAUGUAGUAUUAAUAGUAAAGCUCUUAUGAAGGAAAGGAAAGUACGGUGGUUUGGAGGAAGCCUUUGUUGCUAUUUUAUCCGAUGAGUGAAACUGAUUUCGAGCUUGUGUAUUUCCUGUACAUGUAUAUUUUAUUUAAGUUUCCAAAUUACUUUCGGUUUCAGUUAAGCAUGUCUAUAAAAAAAUCUGACAUCACGGUGUAUUAUUGUAUGUCUAAUGAUUUUCAAGACACUGAAGUGAUUAGAAAGAAUGGCUUUGCAGAAGUUCAUCAUGGCAAGUUGAAAGUAAAUGACAGUUUGUCUAAUUCUUGGUGGUCAGUUUAA
Acanthaster planci (crown-of-thorns starfish) is the source of this 2087-nucleotide messenger RNA. RefSeq names its product mediator complex subunit 18 (gene med18). Lineage: Eukaryota; Metazoa; Echinodermata; Asteroidea; Valvatida; Acanthasteridae. Gene Ontology annotation, biological process: regulation of transcription by RNA polymerase II; termination of RNA polymerase II transcription. Gene Ontology annotation, molecular function: transcription coregulator activity. The record is from RefSeq and is a predicted model, not a curated record. Gene Ontology annotation, cellular component: mediator complex; core mediator complex.